GUGUGGGUGCUUGACUGCCAGUGGAGCCACCGUCUCCCUCUCAAGCGAAGUGCAAGCAGAGAUAUUAAGGCUGUUUACGUUGUCUUUUAACUUUUGAAGGGCCCGACGAACAGCGUGCUUGAAUGUCGCAAAGGCAUGACGGACUAUUUUGCGAAACCGAUCUCUAAAUGAACUGGAGCAAAACUGUGGCGUAAAGCGCAAUGAAGACACAGUCAGACGUUCACUGGUGAUUGGAGCUGGGUAAGCAGUGAUGAUGCGUUGUCUGGCAGCCCGUGUCCAUUACAAGACCCUGAUAGUGAUCUGUGCUCUACUCUCUCUGCUCACGGUCGUUUUGUGGAACAAGUGCACGAGCGAGAAAGCGCUCCGCACCCUGCCCCGACACCCCCAGCCCCCUCCCAGCCCUAAAAUAGACAGCCAUCCGCAGCAGCCCCAGCCCCCCGAACCUCCACCUGUGGUCGGCGGAGUGCGCUACGAAGAGAUCGACUGCCUGAUCAAUGACGAUGCCACCAUUAAGGGUCGCCGAGAAGGCAGUGAGGUAUACCUGCCCUUCAGCUGGAUGGAGAAGUACUUUGAGGUGUAUGGCAAGGUGGUACAGUACGACGGCUACGAUCGAUUUGAGUUUUCGCACAGUUACUCCAAAGUAUACGCCCAGAGAGAGCCGUACCACCCCAGUGGAGUCUUCAUGUCCUUCGAGGGGUAUAACGUGGAGGUGCGUGACAGAGUCAAGUGCAUCAGUGGAGUGGAAGGAGUACCUUUGUCCACCCAGUGGGGCCCUCAAGGGUAUUUCUAUGCUAUUCAGAUAGCUCAGUAUGGCCUGAGUCAUUACAGUAAGAACCUGACAGAGCGUGCACCACACAUGGAGGUGUAUGACACAGCGGAGGAGAGAGACAGCAGGUCCAGUGCGUGGACUGUCCCUAAAGGCUGUUCUCUCACCAGAGUCUAUGACAAGACCAGAGCCACAUCAGUACGACAGUUCAGCACUCCAGAAAAUUCAGAGGGCGUCUCACUUCCUCUUGGCAACACUAAAGAUUUCAUCAUCUCUUUUGACCUGAAGUUUGCAUCUAACGGUAGCGUCUCCGUCAUCUUGGAGACUACAGAGAAAGGUCCUCCGUUUGUUAUCCGCUACGUCACCACCACUCAGCUCAUUUCUUUUAAGGACCGUGAAAUCACCUACGGGAUUGGCCCGCGGACAGCAUGGACCACGGUCACCCGUGACCUUCUCACAGACCUCCGCAAAGGCAUCGGCCUCUCCAACACCAAAGCGGUCAGGGCCACCAAAACCAUGCCACGGCGUGUCGUAAAGGUAUUGGUGCACGGCCACGGGUUGAUAGACAAUAUCACAAUCUCCACUACUUCGCACAUGGCGGCUUUUUUUGCUGCUAGCGACUGGUUGGUGCGCAAUCAGGACGAGCGUGGCGGUUGGCCGAUCAUGGUGACUCGUAAACUUGGGGAGGGUUUCCGUGCUCUGGAGCCGGGUUGGUAUUCGGCAAUGGCACAGGGCCAGGCCAUGUCCACUCUAGUGCGUGCCUAUCUAAUGACAAAAGAUGACACGUACCUAAAAGCUGCCCUGCGUGCCACCGGACCUUUUAAACUGCCGUCGGAGCAGCACGGUGUCAAAGCUGUGUUCAUGAACAAGUAUGACUGGUACGAGGAGUACCCCACAAUCCCUAGCUCCUUCGUUCUGAACGGGUUCAUCUAUUCCCUCGUAGGCCUGUAUGACCUGGCACAAACGGCGGGUGAGAAGCUCGGUCGGGACGCAGGUCAGCUGUACAGCAAGGGGAUGGAGUCUUUAAAAGUUAUGCUGCCCCUGUACGACACAGGGUCGGGCACCAUCUAUGACUUGCGCCACUUUAUAUUGGGCACAGCGCCCAAUCUGGCCCGUUGGGAUUACCAUACGACGCACAUCAACCAGCUCCAGUUGCUGGGCACUAUUGACAACUCGCCCAUCUUCAGGGACUUCAUCAAGCGCUGGAAGAGCUACCUGAAAGGAGGGAGGGCCAAGCACAACUAGAGCGGAGCACACCUCUACGAUCUCUUCAGGCUCUAACUUCCUCUUCCCAACUGCCACCACGAGGGCCACUGUGUCUAGCAAGGAGAAUGAACGGCUGAACACUUCAGAUUUUUCUGUUUGAGACAGUAAUUGCAGUGCUUCUUGUGUCUGUGGUGAGGUUUUAAUUAGGUACAAACGCAGCUGCUUGCAGCAUGUGUCUGGAUAAGGAAGAGGGAGGGCUUAGGUAUUUAAAAUUCAAAGCUCCAGAUCUGCAGGUUUGAGUGAGAAACGCGUCUGCUGAGAUUUGCCACAUUUGGGCUCACUUCAGUCGAGACGAGGAAUGGCAAAGCAGCUUUCAGAACCUUCUUCCAAAGUAAAGCUCAAAAGAUAAUUAGUCACCAGUUGUCGGGAAAUAAAUCGUAGAGAACAAACUUUAGCUGCAAUAGUUAUUUAAGUUCAUAGCCUGUGAGUGGAACGCUAUUGAUAAAAAAAAAAUGCUGAAAAUGUCCUCAAGUGUAGCAUUGCUAUUUGUCACAGAGCACUGAAGGUUUACUCGCCUUUUGUUCAACCCACUGUCCAGCCUUUGGUCUGCAUUUCAUGAUCCCACAAUCAGAUUGAGCUGUCACUAAUGCGGCCCAGUCCUUCCCAUAAUGCACUUAAAGCUUUAGAGAGGUGGUCGCAGGUCACUUGCUUCAUGUUUACAACAGAUUUCAGGAAACAUAGCUGUAGUUUUUAAAGACACCGCUGUCCCGGAAUAACAAACGCAGAGGCUGCUUUUUGAGAAAUCUGAGGGACUCUGUAUGCUUGUGUAGCCGAGACGUCAAACCUCAGUUCAGUUGAGCUACAUGUAGAUUAGUCAUGCACUUUACUUGUGUGGCAUGCGUGUGUUUGGUGAAGAUGCGUUUAUACAACCAUGUGAUGAAUUUUGACUUCAUUUUUGACACCAGUACAGUUUUUUGUCCUCAUUCACUCUCAUGCCUUAAUGGCAGUCAAUCAUUUAUAAGGGAAUUUUCAAGUUUGUUCGUUUAUUACAAGUUUAUUGUAGCUGUACCCAUUUCCUUAAACCACAAUAUUUUCUUUUUGAUCAGGUGAUUCUUUUCUACAAUUUAUUUUUGGACAGCUGUAUUAUUUCUCUUGACAUUAUUUUUAUAAGCAACAACAAUUGCAGUAAUGUGAGGCAAAAGAAUGAAAAUGUUUUUCACAUUUAGAUCAAUGACUCGCAUCACAACCAAGCAAAAAUAUGCUGUUUCAUGUAUUAAGAAGAUACUAAUGAUCAGUACUUCCUCAUUAAAAUAGAAAUGAUUUGCAUGUAAGACUACAGCAUCUGUUUUUUGUGGGGUUUUUUUUUUUUUUUUUAUCCAAAAGCAUCUCCUAAUAUCCCAAAAAUCAUUCUUGACUAGUGCAGCCAAGUGUCUGAGACUGCAGAUGGAGUUCAAAAGAAUUUUGGCCAUCACUUCUGUCUGUUUUUCAGAGCGGUCAGCCGCUUGACCUCAGCAGUGAAAACUCCACCUGGCUGAAUCCUGUCGAUCUAAAUCUCACCUAACCGCAGCCGCAAAGAUGCCGAGAUUUUAUCCCUUUAUCUGGCAUCCCGCUGUUCUGAACCAUUUCAAACAGAUGUUCACAUUCCAGUGUGGGCUUUUGGCUUCUGAUUCUUUUUUUUUUUAAAUAAAUGUCAGAGAAGAAAAAUGUGGCAUUUCUGAAUGUUUGAUAUGAAAGCUUGCGUUUUGUUUGGCAGAGAUAGUUUAGAAACUAUGGGUGCCGACCUGAGGCGUAGCUUUUGUGUUAACUUUAUUUUUGGUUUCAAAACCACGUUUUCCCAUGAAAAUCAGGUUGCUUGUCAGAUCUCACAUAUGAUACUAUGCACAUUUCAUACUUGUCGCCAGUGGACAGACAGUUAUAUUUAAAGAGGAAAAGACAUGUUAGCAUGGAUGUUAGCGUGAUUGAAGCAGAGAGCUACGUUUAAUUUAUACUGUACCAAAGUCUUUAAAGUUUGGGUUAUUUUUAUCUGAAACUUUAGUUUUUGUAUUGUGCUUUAUGGAGUACCAUGGAGCUUUUGUCUAUUUUUUUUUUUUUUUUUAGUUUAGAAAGAUGAUGUGACUAAAGAAAUGCUUUGAGGUGGUAGUUUCAUGCCUUCUUCUUCCCGAAGAAAUGCCUUUUGAUACCGUUUUGUUUUUUUUCACCUUCAGUCUAGAUUUGUAUAAAAUUGAGUGGGUAUAGAAGGGAACUGGGAAUAUUAUUAAUCACUGCUACCAUGGGGAUGUGUGCAAAUCUUGAUGUAGAGUUAGCGCUCAGUGCUACAAUUUUCAAAAAGGGAAAAGAGAGACUUGGAACACUAUGUCUGUUCUUGAAAGCCUUGUUUCAAAGCAGCCU
Messenger RNA from Puntigrus tetrazona (Sumatra barb), 4360 nucleotides. It is a transcript of the gene glceb, whose product is annotated as glucuronic acid epimerase b. Gene Ontology annotation, molecular function: heparosan-N-sulfate-glucuronate 5-epimerase activity. Gene Ontology annotation, cellular component: Golgi apparatus. The transcript is spliced from 5 exons. Gene Ontology annotation, biological process: heparan sulfate proteoglycan biosynthetic process. Lineage: Eukaryota; Metazoa; Chordata; Actinopteri; Cypriniformes; Cyprinidae. The coding region runs from base 251 to 2011 and encodes 586 amino acids. The record is from RefSeq and is a predicted model, not a curated record.